Messenger RNA from Anguilla anguilla (European eel), 1916 nucleotides. RefSeq names its product solute carrier family 29 member 3 (gene slc29a3). Gene Ontology annotation, cellular component: plasma membrane; Golgi apparatus. Gene Ontology annotation, biological process: nucleoside transmembrane transport. NCBI's taxonomy places the organism in Eukaryota, Metazoa, Chordata, Actinopteri, Anguilliformes, Anguillidae. The record is from RefSeq and is a predicted model, not a curated record. Gene Ontology annotation, molecular function: nucleoside transmembrane transporter activity. The coding region runs from base 454 to 1905 and encodes 483 amino acids. The transcript has 7 exons.
ACAGUGUAGUCAGGAAGUGGGUGUUUGCUUUGAAAGAUAAUCUUCAAAGCUGAUGUGUGUACACUUGAAGAAAGCUGUCGGCAAGCGGAGUCUCCACUUCCAUUUUAAACUGUUUUAUUCUAGAAUUAUGUAUUAUUAUGUAACCAUUUAGGUUAGCUGCUGGUCACAGACACAAAGUAUGGUUAAAUAAGAAGUUACACGAGACGUAUUUAGCGUCGCUGGGCUCUCGGUCCACGCUCAUGCGGGCCUGGUCCCAACCAGAUCGUCCCCAGGCUCAACUGAAUUCCCUCCCUGAAAUGUGCGUCUGAGGCAGGGGAAAGCCGUCUUCACUGGUCCCCUGAGCACCACGGGAGGAGCCGAUUUCAUCUGCAGUUUCUCUCCCACCCUCUCCGACUCCUCUCCCUUUUCCAUCCCUCCGUUCCUCUUUUCCUCGCCCCCUCCCUCUCGGAGAGAAUGGAAGAGAAGGACCCCAUUCGCGGCAGCCUCAACUCCUCCUACGUGCCGACGGCUCCGCCCCCUGCGUACGAGGACGGAGAGGCGGGGGGCAGCGACGGGGACGAUGCGGGGGACGGGACCCCUCUCCUGCCCGCGGAGCACCCCCUGGCGUCCCACCAGCGCCCGGAGGACACGUACUGCAUGGUCUACGCCAUCUUCUUCCUCCUGGGCAUCGGUUCGCUGCUGCCCUGGAACUUCUUCAUCACGGCCAAGCAGUACUGGCUGUACAAGCUGAGCAACAGCUCUGACCCUGCGGCUCAGGAGGAGCCCCACUCCGACCUCAGCGACUACUUUGAGAGCUACCUGGCUAUCGCCUCCACAGUGCCUUCAGUGUUGUGUCUGGUACUCAACUACCUCCUGGUCAACAGGCUGUCCUCCUCGGUGAGGAUCCUGGCCUCUCUCUUCGUGAUCCUGGUGGUGUUUGGCGUCACCACGGCGCUGGUGAAGGUGGACGUGUCGCAGCACCACUCCGAGUUCUUCGCGGGCACCCUGGCCAGCGUGGCGCUGGUGAGCGGGGCCUCCAACCUCUUCUCCGGCAGCGUGUUCGGCAUCAGCGGCCACUUCCCCAUGAGGAUCUCCCAGGCCCUCAUAUCAGGACAGGCCAUGGGAGGCACGCUCAGUGCAGUGGCCGCUGUGGUGGACCUGGCAGCUGCCAGCGAUGUGACAGACAGCGCUCUGGCCUACUUCCUCACGGCCGACGUCUUCAUCCUGCUGUGCAUCUUUAUGUACCUGCUGCUGCCCAAACUGGCGUACUCACGACACUACAUGCUAGCAGCAGCCAAUAGCAGCAGCAGGGUUCCCUCGGAGGCUCCGCCCCCGUGCGGGGACGACGAGUCACGCGGCGGCCCGGGCGGGGCCGUCUCCGUCCCGCCCCUCCAGCCCAUCCUGAGGAAGAUGUGGCUGCUGGGCCUGUGCGUGUUCUACGUGUUCUUCGUCUCCAUCAUGGUCUUCCCCGCCGUGUCGUCCGGCAUCCAGUCCGUGCACCAGGACUCGGGCAGCCCCUGGACCACCACCUACUUCGUGCCGCUGACCAGCUUCCUCCUGUACAACGUGGCCGACUUCUGCGGGAGGCAGGCCACGGCCUGGCUGCACUGGCCGGGCCCCACCAGCCGCGCCCUGCCCGCCCUGGUGCUGGCCCGCACCGUGCUGGUGCCCCUCUUCAUGUUCUGCAACUACCAGCCCCGGACGCGGCUGCACACCGUGCUGUUCGACAGCGACCUGUUUCCCAUAGCCUUCGUCUGCCUGCUGGGCCUCAGCAACGGCUACCUGGGCACCCUGCCCAUGAUCUACGGGCCCAAGGUGGUGCCGCGGGAGCUGGCCGAGCCCACCGGCGUGGUCAUGUCCUUCUUCCUCACGCUGGGGCUGGCCGUGGGCUCCGCCUUCUCCGUGCUCAUUGUCCACUGCAUCUGACCCGGGGACGG